Hyposmocoma kahamanoa is the source of this 1746-nucleotide messenger RNA. RefSeq names its product synaptic vesicle glycoprotein 2B-like. Gene Ontology annotation, molecular function: transmembrane transporter activity. NCBI's taxonomy places the organism in Eukaryota, Metazoa, Arthropoda, Insecta, Lepidoptera, Cosmopterigidae. The transcript has 10 exons. Gene Ontology annotation, biological process: transmembrane transport. The record is from RefSeq and is a predicted model, not a curated record. The coding region runs from base 1 to 1515 and encodes 504 amino acids.
AUGGAUAAAAGAAAACAAUCGCACAGUUACGAAUACGAAACUGCUUUGGAAUUGACAGGUUUCGGCAAGUACAAUGUCGGCAUGCUGGUGUGCUGCUGCUUGCUGAUCUUGGCGAUGUUCGUGGACAUGUUCGGCUUCUCCGUUGUGCUACCUUCCGCCGCCUGCGACCUCCAGCUCACCACCAGUCAACAGGGACUACUUUCUGCGAUACCGCUUAUUGGUGUUAUGGUAUCUUCCUAUACGUGGGGCCUCUGCGCAGAUACACUGGGCCGACGCAAGACGUUGCUCAUAGCAAUGCCUAUUGGCAUGUUCUUCAACUUAGCUGCUAGCAUUGCUCCUACCUUUGAUGCACUCGCUGCGCUCAAGUUUUUCUCUGCUAGCUUCACCUCGUCAGCAAACGCCGCUGCGUUCGUACUGCUGGGUGAAAGUAUACCUCGACAGCAACGUAGCAGAUUCAUGUUUCUAAUGGCAAGCGCCACUAUGUGCAGCCAGCUCGUCAUUUCACUAUUUUCUCUUUCAAUUGUCGGCCUGACCUUCCGGAUCCCAAUUCACUGCCUGGCUCUUGAGUUCCGACCCUGGCGCCUGCUGAUGUUGGUUAUCUGUUCACCUGGAAUUCUAGGGAUUAUAAGUCUUUUGUUCUUGCACGAGAGUCCUAAGUUCCUUCUUAGCAAGAAACAAGACGACGAAGCUAUGAGAAUACUGAAGUCUAUUCAUUCUUGUAACAUAGGAUCUAAGGAUGAUUUUAAGAUCACCACAGUCUACCUCGAAGAGACACAAGUAAACACCAUUAACGAAAAUACAAAAGUGUCAUUCGUCCGCAAGAUGUGGAAUCAAACUGCACCACUAUUCAAACCUCCACUGCUCAAAAAUUCUCUUAUAAUUUAUUACUUGCUGCUCUGCGCAUAUAUGACCUCAACAGGCUUCACAAUGUGGAUCCCUACGAUGACAAACGCCUAUUUCAAUGGCAAAGAGGCUACAGGGAAAACUUUAUGCGAGGUUGCCAGCACGGCCGCUCGAAAAAAUAACACUACUAACCAUAACUGCGACAACGUGAUCCCACCUAUAACAUUAUACUCAGUAAUGGUCUAUUCCGGUGCCGCAGCGAUUCUGAACACUCUGCUCUCGUUCAUUGUGAAACCUUUAGGAAAGAAAAAGACAACACUAUUGGUGUUCAUUCUCUCAAUUUUGUUUGGAAUAUCGCUGCUUUUUCUGCGGGUACCUCUACUAAGCAUCGCGUUUUUCUAUUUGUUUCUCUACGUCUCAUUUAUACUGGGAAACAUGAAUACUUAUUUGGUUGAACUCAAUCCAACACAUUUGAGGGGUAUGGCGACGUGCCUGUCUGUGGUUGUGGCGCGAGGCUCCGCUUUUAUCAGCGUGCAGCUAAUCGCAGAGCUCCUCGCCGAUCACUGCCAUUACAUGUUUAUGGGCUACGUCGCUUUGGUUAUCUCUGGUUUAAUAGUAGCAAUGUUCCUACCUCCAGACACAAAGAACGAAAAACGCAGAGAAGACGAAUAGAAGAAUUAAUUAGAAUAAAAUCAACACUUUUGUUAUAUUGUUUACGUCAUUUAAAUACAACUUCAGGCCUAAAACACGAUACGAUAAGACACUCAAAACAAACUGAAACUCAAAUAUAAUCUAUAUUUGUAGAUAAGGAAACACUUGAAAUCGUCACAUUAUUUAUUAAACUUGACUACUCAUUCGCAAGGCUGAUUCUUCUGAGAUGAAUGAGUAAAUCUAGAGAAUGCU